CACGUGAGAUGGUCUAACUGAAAUGUUCGAGUCUUUUUUCAUCCAAAAAUUMGUUUUUCUUCAGUUAUGUAUUCAACUCAGGAAUUGGAACUCUUUCCUGAUCGUACUGUAACUCAGUUGCUAUUCAAAGAUGUCAAAAACGCUGCAGAAUUGAGGAAAAAUGCCAUGGAAGGAAAGAUUAAUGGUGCCUUGAUAAACCCGUCUAUGAUAGUGAACCCCUUCCAAGUGCUCGUGGCAGCAAACAAGGCAGUCCAUUUACAUAGUGCUGGAAAAAUGAAGACAAGGAGUUUAUAUUCCGAAAUCAUCUACAACCUUUCACCCACUAAUAAUAUUUCAGAGGCCUUCAAGAGGUUUGGGAUGUCAGACAGUGACAGCGCUGUUCUCAUAGUUCUAGUCCAUCUCAAAGAGGAGACGCAGCACAUGACUGACAUCAUUGCCAAGGUGGAUGGACAACAGAUCCCAGUUGAAGAUGUCUCCAUGUUGACCGACCCUGCUAAGGUCAAAAAGCUGUACAAAACCACACCCCAGGAGGAUACGUGUCUACUGGACGCUGUUGUCUGCAGGAUGGCAACCAAAGAUGUCAUGUAGCKCAGCAAGAAGACAUGGCAGCAAAUGGAACCAUUCAUGUUAUAUCAUUUUUUUUGUUGUUGAGCGUUUCACAUUGAUGUUGUUGCACAAUGUCAUAAAUGAAAUGUUUUCCUCCUCGAAUAUGUUAUUAAACAUGUUUAUUUUUA
Messenger RNA from Salvelinus sp. IW2-2015, 734 nucleotides. It is a transcript of the gene tprkb, whose product is annotated as Tp53rk binding protein. The record is from RefSeq and is a predicted model, not a curated record. Gene Ontology annotation, cellular component: cytosol; EKC/KEOPS complex; nucleus. NCBI's taxonomy places the organism in Eukaryota, Metazoa, Chordata, Actinopteri, Salmoniformes, Salmonidae. Gene Ontology annotation, biological process: tRNA threonylcarbamoyladenosine modification.